Molecule: messenger RNA, 714 nt
Organism: Mollisia scopiformis
Lineage: Eukaryota; Fungi; Ascomycota; Leotiomycetes; Helotiales; Mollisiaceae
Exons: 3
Coding region: 1-714 (237 amino acids)
Source: RefSeq, a predicted model, not a curated record
AUGUCUUCCAAGAAGAAGACAAAAAAGCCUCCCGCCCCUCGCCGUCCCCGCAAUCUGCGCCUUGGACCCAAAGACUUCACGCUCUUCCGCAAACUCCCCAGUGAGAUACGACUUGAGAUUUACAAGCUCACCCUUCCUCCCGCACAGUUAAUCACUAUCACAUCCGAGAAGAAGGUCGAUAAGGACACAAAUCUCUACUAUUUUGAAGUUGGCGCCUUGUAUCAAGUCCCGACUCUUCUCCACGUUUGCAAAGAGUCCAGAGAAUUCGCAGAAAAAUACUACUCCAUUCAACUGCAAGACAAUCUUGGAGGUAACGGCGUCUGGAUGUCAUCGAACGAUGUCAUUUUCUUCGAGAACGACGAUACCUUCUUCGCUUUCUUUGACUCAGAUGGAUCUAUCCCAAAGACUACGCUCACAUGCAAACUUCCCGCCAUUGCAUUCAAAGAAUGGCUAUGGGGGUCUGACCCAACCGUACAAGUUCUCUUCAAGAUGGGUCAGCCAGCCGAUAUCUACCAAUUGAGAUAUAACGGUAGUCCCAGCAUCUGGAAUGUAGGAUUCGAGAACAAUCUAUCGACCAUUUGGGAUUGGGAGGCUAAGAUGCUUGGUUACGAUUACCUUCGGCCCAAUGUGCACACUAUAACCUUCAAGAAGAUGAGAGAGGUCUUGGAACAAUGUCAACUACCAACCUUAAUUCCCCGCCCUGAGACAUCUUGA